Messenger RNA from Carcharodon carcharias (great white shark), 5605 nucleotides. Its product is annotated as microtubule-associated serine/threonine-protein kinase 1-like. The record is from RefSeq and is a predicted model, not a curated record. The transcript is spliced from 26 exons. Gene Ontology annotation, biological process: intracellular signal transduction; peptidyl-serine phosphorylation. Gene Ontology annotation, molecular function: ATP binding; protein binding; magnesium ion binding. Bases 1 to 5475 code for a protein of 1824 amino acids. Lineage: Eukaryota; Metazoa; Chordata; Chondrichthyes; Lamniformes; Lamnidae.
AUGUCUGACUCUCUCUGGACAGUGCUGUCUAAUUUUUCUAUGCCGUACUUUCUUGACAGCAGCAUGUUCCGACGGUCCAAAAGUUGUCGAACCAGCAACAGGAAAAGCUUGAUUCUGACGAGCACUUCACCAACUCUCCCACGACCUCAUUCACCACUUCCGGGCCACCUAGGCAGCAGCCCCUUGGACAGUCCUCGGAACUUCUCUCCCAACGCCCCGGCGCACUUUUCAUUCGUGACUUCUCGAAGGGCAGAUGGACGUCGAUGGUCCCUCGCCUCACUGCCAUCCUCGGGGUAUGGGACUAACACUCCCAGCUCCACUGUGUCUUCAUCAUGCUCGUCACAGGAGAAACUUCACCAGUUGCCCUUCCAGCCCACAGUGGAUGAGCUGCAUUUCCUGUCCAAACACUUUGGCAGCACCGAGAGUAUCACUGAUGAUGACGGGGGCCGACGCUCACCAGCAGUGCGCCCGCGCUCUCGGAGCCUCAGCCCUGGCCGCUCUCCUUCCUGCUAUGACAAUGAAAUAGUGAUGAUGAACCAUGUCUACAAAGAAAGGUUCCCAAAGGCCACUGCGCAGAUGGAGGAGAGGCUACAGGAGUUCUUCACAGUCAACGCUCCAGAGAAUGUACUCCCCUUGGCUGAUGGGGUCCUCAGCUUCAUCCACCACCAGAUUAUCGAGAUGUCCAGGGACUGCCUGGAUAAGUCACAUGAAGGGCUCAUCACUUCACGGUACUUCUACGAGCUGCAGGAGAGCCUGGAGAAGCUGCUGCAGGAUGCACAUGAACGGUCCGAGAGUUCAGAGGUCGCUUUUGUGACACAGCUGGUGAAGAAGCUCCUGAUCAUCAUUGCACGGCCGGCGCGGUUACUAGAGUGCCUGGAGUUCAAUCCAGAGGAAUUUUACCAUCUACUGGAAGCAGCUGAAGACCACGCGAAGGAGGGCCAUGGGGUUAAAAUUGACAUCCCGCGUUACAUCAUCAGCCAACUGGGACUCACCCGCGACCCCCUGGAAGAAAUGGCCCAUCUGGACACCUACGACAGUCCAAGCCUCAAUGCCCAAGAACUGGUCGACUUGAUAGAUGACCGUGGAACUUCUGGUAAGCCCACAAAGGCACCAUCUGAAGAAGACUUUGACACCAUUAAACUAAUAAGCAAUGGGGCAUACGGUGCUGUUUACUUGGUGAGGCACAGAGAGACAAGGCAGCGAUUUGCCAUGAAGAAGAUAAACAAACAGAACCUGAUUCUCCGAAACCAGAUUCAGCAGGCGUUUGUGGAGCGUGACAUCCUCACCUUUGCAGAGAAUCCAUUCGUUGUCAGUAUGUUCUGCUCCUUUGAGACCAGGCGACAUCUCUGCAUGGUAAUGGAGUAUGUCGAAGGAGGUGACUGUGCAACAUUACUGAAGAACAUUGGGGCAUUGCCAGUGGACUUGGCCCAGAUGUAUUUUGCUGAAACUGUCCUGGCUUUGGAAUAUCUACAUAAUUAUGGCAUCGUCCAUCGGGAUCUAAAGCCAGACAAUCUCUUGAUAACAUCGAUGGGUCACAUUAAGUUAACAGACUUCGGCCUCUCAAAGAUUGGUCUCAUGAGCCUCACCACAAACCUCUAUGAAGGUCACAUUGAAAAGGAUGCCCGGGAGUUCCUAGACAAGCAGGUUUGUGGAACUCCUGAGUACAUUGCCCCCGAGGUAAUCGUGCGACAGGGAUAUGGGAAGCCAGUCGACUGGUGGGCAAUGGGCAUUAUACUAUAUGAAUUCCUGGUGGGGUGCGUCCCCUUCUUUGGUGACACUCCUGAGGAAUUGUUUGGCCAAGUCAUCAGUGAUGAUAUUAUGUGGCCUGAUGGUGAUGAGGCUCUCCCAGCGGAUGCUCAACACCUCAUUUCCAGCCUCCUGCAGCCAAACCCAUUGGACAGGCUGGGGACAGGAGGCACCUAUGAAGUUAAGCAACAUGGUUUCUUCAAAGACCUGGACUGGAACAGCUUGCUGCGCCAGAAGGCGGAAUUCAUUCCCCAUCUGGAGUCAGAAGAAGACACCAGUUACUUUGACACCCGCUCUGAUCGAUAUCACCAUGUCAAUUCUUAUGACGAGGAUGACACCAACGAAGAUGAGCCAGUGGAAAUUCGACGGUUUUCCUCCUGCUCACCUCGAUUUAUUAAGGUUUACAGCAGUAUGGAACGUCUCACGCAGCAUGAGGAGCAGAAAGCCCCAGUGGUCACCCGACGCAACCUAAACAAGCAUAAGGAGGAAAAGAGUGAGAAGAUGGAGGGCCUGAGCUCCAUCGGCACCCGGGACAAGAGCUGGAGGACAAGCUCACCAGAGAUGAAGCGCCUCUCCGCCUCCGAGUCCUCUUACGGUGAGAGUGACUCCAGCCCGCCUCUCACCGUCCGUCGCAGGUUCUCCGCGCUCAUGGACACUCACAAGUUUGCCACGCCUCUCGAGGAUGACACGGAGGUGACGCACAAACACCAGGAAGUGCAGACGGUGACGCCAGUCCAGGAUCAGGCCAGCCAGUCAGAGCCACGGCAGAGAGAUACAGAAGGACAGAGUGCCGUCACUGCGGGAAAUACCGGUAACAGUCCGACAUUCCCAGCUGGUAGGCCGGUGAGGUUAAGUGAGUCCCUAAGUACCGUUUCCAAGGAAACGGAUUCCUCUUCUACAAAGGCAACAAGUGACCUGGCGGUCCGCAGAGCGCGACACCAGCAACUGUCUGGGGACUCAGCCGAGAAGCGCGCCUCCCGGCCUGUGAACAAGGUCAUCAAGUCAGCAUCAGCCACUGCCCUCUCAGUCAUGAUCCCUGCAGAUCAGCACACCAGUUCACCUCUCGCCAGCCCCAUGUCGCCGCGAUCGCUGUCGUCUAAUCCGUCCUCACGGGACUCCUCGCCCAGCCGGGACUUCUCACCUGCAGUCACGAGCCUGAGGUCACCAAUCACCAUACUCCGCUCAGGAAAGAAGUACGGCUUCACACUUCGUGCCAUCCGGGUCUACAUGGGAGACAGCGACGUGUAUAGUGUCCACCACAUGGUCUGGCAUGUAGAAGAUGGAGGACCUUCUCACGAGGCUGGACUUUGUGCUGGUGACCUUAUAACCCAUGUUAAUGGCGAGCCUGUCCAUGGACUAGUCCAUACAGAAGUUGUGGAACUCAUACUUAAGAGCGGAAACAAAGUGACUGUAACCACGACACCAUUUGAGAACACUUCCAUCAAGAUCGGGCCAGCCAGGAGAUCCAGCUACAAAGCCAAAAUGGCGAGGAGGAAUAAGAAAAGCACAGGAAAGGAAGGACAGGAGAGUGGUAAGAAGCGAAGCUCUUUGUUUCGAAAGAUAACCAAACAGUCCAACCUGCUGCACACGAGCCGCAGUCUCUCGUCCUUGAACCGCUCACUCUCAUCCAGCGACAGUUUACCUGGCUCGCCCACACACAGUCUCUCCGCUCGUUCACCCACGCAGAGCUACAGACCAACGCCAGACUCUGGCUAUUUAGGAGGGGGAAACUCAUCUCAAAGUAGCUCUCCUGGCUCAAGUGUACCAAAUUCCCCGGCCACCCCACAUCACAUCCGGCCCAGCAGCCUUCACGGUCUGUCCCCAAAGCUCCAACGCCAGUACAGAUCAGCACGGUGCAAGUCGGCAGGAAACAUCCCAUUGUCCCCUCUAGCUCAUACUCCAUCACCAACUCACCCUUCUCCUCAGCAUCCUUCCUUCCCUCUGCCUGCCCACACUGUGGGCAGCUCCAACACAACCCAGACCUUCCACAUCAAGUUACACUCAUCGCCCCCGGUGGUGAGACCACGACCCAAGAGUGCAGAGCCACCCAGGUCUCCUUUACUCAAGAGGGUGCAGUCUGCGGAGAAACUAUCUGUCCCACUCUCUUCUGAGAAGAAGCUGGCAAUUCGCAAGCACAGUCUUGAGGCAUCCCAUUCAGACUUCCGGAAAGAGGGCCUUCAUACUGAUACUAGUCUUCAGAGCCUGAUGGAAUUGGAGGGAGAAGUCCUGGGAUCAAAGGCUGAUGGCAGUGAAGUGGGGACUUUCCGACAGAUGGCCGUAAGGAAACUGGGUAGACAGGAAUCUCCGCUAAUUGAUAGAGAUAUAUUCUCAACAAUCAGGCAAGAAAGGGGAGAAGGACUCGACCCAGUUCAGGAAUUAGAAGUUAAGAUCAGUGAUCAUGAGGAAAAGCCAAUGGAAGGGGUCAAUGUAGAUCAAGAAGAAGCAACAAGAACCUGUUCUACAUUUACCUCUCACUGUAGCUCUGGUGGGGCUAAUGAUGUUACCAAAAAUCUGGCUGAAGACCAAGGAAGAAAUGGUUCUCUUUCUUCAUCAUUGAAGCAGUCAAGUGGAAAGACUGUUGCAUCAAAGCCCCAGAUCUCUGAUCCAUCUUCAGAAACAGGAGCAGCCAAAAAAUCUAUGUCCUCGGAUCAAAGCAUAGAUAAGGAUGCACCUUUUGGCACCAUAAGAGGAAAGACUGGUGCACCUUCUUCCUCUGUUUCAACAACACGCAUGGACAAGUGUUCUGGAUUAUCACAAAUCUCAAGACCUGAUACUUUACCAACGCCUUCCAAAUUGAAAAUGUCUCCAGGACCCAUAGCAACCAGCCUUAAUGUCAAUGUUACACAAUCAGUCCAAAUAAGCUGCAUUUUAGAACCUCUAGAGAAAAAUCACCUUAUGGAACCCAAGAAGACAAGCUCCAUUGAUCCUGCAAACAGGAGACACCAAGGAGUGCAAACUGAGCCAUUAGGAUCUGACUCCCAGAGCCAGGAAGGUACCUGCAAUCUAACGCCACACAACGGCACCGUGAAGUUGCCAGAUCAGAGGUCAGGACCAAGAGUUGCAUCUCCAGUGGCUAGCUCCCAGCCAGGCCCUAAGGAGAAGGGGAAAGCAAUAGAAAUGCCCGCCAAGCUCGAACCAACAAAGCCUGCAGGAAGCGGUGAUGGAAAAGAUAGCCACAAGAAGAGCAUGGCGUGUGAGACCAAAGAUAAUAUUGAAGAUAAUGUUGAAGAGCCAUGCAAAAGUGAGAAGAAGAAUAUCAGCACUCAUGAGGUUUUGCCUCAGGAUUGCCUCCUGUAUCCAGCCAAAAGACCUGACGCUGUAGAUAAAAGUGCCCCAGUUAAUUGUUACAAAGGAGCUUUUGAGACAUCUUUAGAGGGUAAAGGAGUCCUGGAAAUUAAAAUAAAGAAGCCACCCACCUCUACAGCGUACGGAUCUGGGCAAGGAUCUCCAGCAGUAGUGUCAUCAUGCACAGACAAGCCGGGCUUUGUCAACCACUUAGCCACAGUGGCAAAGAGUGUAUUGGGGCCAGUGAAAAUGGCCAUCCCUGUGGUACCUGUCACAGUGGAAAGACGGAAGGCAGGGGACAUCGCAAAGACGCUUGCUGAGCAACAAGGGAACUCCACAUCCCUGUUGGGACCGGUCACUAAGCCAGUAUCCAUGGCAACUUCACAAGACACAGCCAGUGUGGCUCUUCUCGAAAAGAAAGAAAUAAAUCAUCAGACGCUUUAGCAAGGGUUGUGUGUAAAGAGACCUGCAAAUAACAAGACGAGUGAAGCAGUGAGGAACCAUUUAAAAAUUAGACUGUUCAUGACGCAAGAAUCAAACCAUGCAACUGAGAAAAAUAAACUUAAAAAUCUCA